Messenger RNA from Ectocarpus sp. CCAP 1310/34, 1032 nucleotides. The record is from the annotation of a GenBank genome assembly. NCBI's taxonomy places the organism in Eukaryota, Phaeophyceae, Ectocarpales, Ectocarpaceae.
UGCUGUACGGGCUGAAAUACAUGGAACUAUUCCUACUGGAGCAGGACGAACAUUUCGGGGCAUGGUACAACUACACGUCGGAUACGCGGGAAAGGCUGGCGAAGAACGGGUGGGAUGUAGCACCCGACCCCGACAACAACUGGCACGUCGGGCCGUCAAAAUGCGCGCGGCUGAUGUUCCUUGCGCAGCUACGGAGCAUAGCAAACCUGGGGUAUGGCUCCAACAGUUUGUCUUUCCGAUACUCGCCACAGUCGUUCAAUCUCCCCUGCGAGUGUUUCUGCCAUAGAGUACCUGAGAAACAACCUUCCCGAGCUAAACCACUUCGUGACUUCGUGACUUUGUCGGAUGACAGCGCCCUCGUCGCGAAGGACCGCUCUAUAACGAAAUUCAGGGCGUUGAGGCGUAUGGCGAAGGAGGCGGCCACGGCUUCAAAGGGGAAGCUAGCAGACGCUAUGCUUGAUCCAGAGCGGAAAGAAAUGCCGGCAGACGAGGAGGAGGAUGUCAUGCAAAGGCUGACGGGCGCCCAUGCAAGGGCAGAAUCCCACCUCGAGAGACGCGAAUCUGACUUGAAACGCAUCAUGGGUCAUCAUGUGACCGUUUGAGCGCGCGGAGCAUGCAGCAGAAGGAAACGAAGAGGCGUUCGAUAUCCGCGUGGUGAGCACGUCGAAGUGCGAUACGGUGGAUACAAUCUCAAGUAGAUUUCCCCAACAUUUGCUUGGCGUGUUCGCGACCGCAACACUUUCGCAUAAGCGCAUUACUUGGUGGCACGCAUCCUCUGUGAAGCAUUUCGGAGCAUAGGUAUCUGCUUGAAAACGUCGACCGUGUAGAAGUCACGACCAAUCCAUAAGACUAGCAGACCCUUUGACCAGGCCAGACGUGUUGAGUGAUUGAAGCUUCAAAUAUAUCGUGCCCUUAUGCGACCAACGUCUGGUCGUGUACCUCAGGAUGAGGCGAGAGAAGAAGCACAGCGGAAAGCGGACGCAGCUGCCGAGGAGGCCAGGUCCCGCGACAAACAACAGCAAAGAGGGAGCU